AUAUUUAUGAAUUUCAAGAUUCAAAAAUUGUCCAAAAUAACUUUCCUUGAAUAUUUCUUUCUAGUGAAGAUUAAGAUUAGUCCUUAUAUACUUCACCGUUUUUACGUAACUUCAAACUUUUAAAGUAGCCAUGAAGUUAUGAAAAUCACCAACGGAGACCAAGCGACGAACUGAGUGGACGACCGACCAACUGACGACGACGAGAGACGAUAUCAGACCGAGAGUCGAACAGAAAUUGGCAAAAUCCUAAUUUUGAUGUGUUUUUUAAGGGAUGGGCUAGGGGAAAAGUUCCUUGAGGAAAACCCUGAAUGGCAGGAGAAAGUUGUUUUGCUGCAAACUGCAGUGCCAACAAGAACAGAUGUUCCUGAAUAUCAAAAACUUACAAAACAGGUUCAUGAAAUUGUUGGACAGAUCAAUGGCCGAUUUGGAACACUGACUACUGUUCCAAUUCAGCAUCUGGUUGAAUUUCCAGAAAAUCAUUCCUCCACAAAUCUGCAGCUCCCCUCUUCAGUACCAGACAACACCCUCACACAUUCAUUCGGCCUUCAACAUUUUCAGCAUCAACAAUGGUUCAAUAUUGUAAAUGACUAAGCAAUGAAACAGUGCAUAUAUCAAACCACAAUUAAUGGAACUGUGUAUUCAUUAAUCUCAGUUUUGUAUACAUUCAGUUUGAUUACAAAAUAAAUUCUUUUUCAUUCCAGAA
Molecule: messenger RNA, 703 nt
Organism: Mangifera indica (mango)
Lineage: Eukaryota; Viridiplantae; Streptophyta; Magnoliopsida; Sapindales; Anacardiaceae
Product: alpha,alpha-trehalose-phosphate synthase [UDP-forming] 1-like
Exons: 4
Coding region: 256-591 (111 amino acids)
Biological process (GO): trehalose biosynthetic process
Cellular component (GO): cytosol
Molecular function (GO): catalytic activity
Source: RefSeq, a predicted model, not a curated record